Aspergillus lentulus is the source of this 1218-nucleotide messenger RNA. Its product is annotated as cell wall protein ECM33. Lineage: Eukaryota; Fungi; Ascomycota; Eurotiomycetes; Eurotiales; Aspergillaceae. The record is from RefSeq and is a predicted model, not a curated record. Gene Ontology annotation, cellular component: cell surface; plasma membrane; fungal-type cell wall. Gene Ontology annotation, biological process: fungal-type cell wall organization.
AUGAGGCCGCUUUUCUUCUGUCUGCUCUUAGCGCUGCGGCGCGUUGCAGCCGAUGAUGACGGAGAGUCCGAUUCCAACCCGAGAUGCAACACCAAUGUAAACAUUGCAUCCCAAGCCGAUGCAGACUCGAUCGCCUCCUGUCAAAGCAUCCGCGGUACUGUGACCAUAGACAACUCUGCAAGCGGGACUAUCAACCUCCACGGAGUCCAGACAAUCCAGGGCCCUCUCACGGCUGACGGAGCUUUGAACCUCAGUUCCUUGAUAGCGUCGGACCUGAAGACCAUCACUGGAACAUUGACCGUGGCGAACAAUGAUGCGCUCAAUCAAAUCUCAAUGUCCAACUUACAGACUGUGGGAGGAGACAUCAAAGUGGAGAACAAUCGGAAUCUGAAAGAUUUACCGUUGAGUGACCUGGAUGAGGUCAGAGGGGGCUUGACCGUCUCCGGUGAUUUCAAUCGGAUCUCACUCUCGAACCUUGACACAGUCCGAGGACCGACAACGAUCCAUAGCUCAGGCACCUUCAACUGCUCAAGUUUGGAUAGUCAACGGUCUGGAGACGACAGAGUAUUCCAAAGCUCGUACUCAUGCACGACCGGCAAAAGCAACCAUUCGUCCAGCAGUGAUGGACUCAGCACGGGUGCGAAGGCCGGAAUCGCCGUGGCAGUGGUGAUCGUCGUCCUGCUGAUUCUCUUCUUCCUUUGGCUGUUCAUCCGCCGACGGAAGCGCCAGCAGAAUCGACGGACAGAAAAGACAGUACCAGAGGUUGCCACGCCCCCAACACUAGCUCCCACCGGCCUCACAACCAACACAGAAAAGCCCACCUCAGAUUUCACGCCGCCCCAAGGGGACGUGGAGAGGAGUAUCCCCCGAAAACCACUGUCCCCACCACCAGCCGCAGACGCGAGAUCUUCGGUUCCAGCAUCCUUGCUCCCCGGAUCCGAGAGAAUGUCGGUUCCUGUAUCAUUACUUCCUGGGUCCGAUCCAUCAGUGUUCUCGGCUUCUGCGUCCAACCGAAGAGUCACAUCCGAUCCCACGCUAUUUUUACAUCAUAUCCCACCCCCAGCGCCACGACCUCCACAGCCAGAAAUGGAUGUUCCGAUGCUAGACAGCGGGAAUGUAUACGAGGUGGGGACCGGUCGAACAAGGCCGCAGACACCUGUAUAUGAGCUGGACGGAGGCGGAAUGAGCAAUCACCAGCAGCCUAUCCACCACGAAUAA